AAUUUGAUGUAACAAUUCCCUUGUUUCAGAAGACUGCCUCAAGAUGGUUCGGAUGAACUCACUUGCUGAUGCACUUAGAUGCAUCAACAAUGCAGAGAAGAGAGGAAAGCGCCAGGUUCUCCUGAGACCCUGCUCCAAGGUCGUUAUCAGGUUCCUCACCGUCAUGAUGAAGCACGGUUACAUCGGAGAGUUUGAGGUCGUAGACGAUCAUCGUGCCGGAAAGAUUGUUGUCAACCUAACUGGAAGACUUAAUAAGUGCGGAGUCAUUUCUCCCAGAUUUGAUAUCGGAAUCAAAGAUAUUGAGAAGUGGACAAACAACCUACUUCCCUCCAGGCAGUUCGGAUACGUCGUCCUGACAACCUCCGGAGGCAUCAUGGACCACGAGGAGGCCAGGAGGAAGCACCUCGGAGGAAAGAUCUUGGGAUUCUUCUUCUAAACAAAUUCCGUUACGUAAAUCAUCUUGAAAACACCACUUCAAUGAACUGCGGUUGAACUUCUUCUGCUUUCAGAAAAAA
Eurytemora carolleeae is the source of this 515-nucleotide messenger RNA. Its product is annotated as 40S ribosomal protein S15Aa. Gene Ontology annotation, cellular component: cytosolic small ribosomal subunit; ribosome. Gene Ontology annotation, molecular function: structural constituent of ribosome. The record is from RefSeq and is a predicted model, not a curated record. Gene Ontology annotation, biological process: translation. The transcript has 3 exons. The coding region runs from base 44 to 436 and encodes 130 amino acids. NCBI's taxonomy places the organism in Eukaryota, Metazoa, Arthropoda, Copepoda, Calanoida, Temoridae.